Molecule: messenger RNA, 432 nt
Organism: Helobdella robusta
Lineage: Eukaryota; Metazoa; Annelida; Clitellata; Rhynchobdellida; Glossiphoniidae
Exons: 4
Molecular function (GO): protein binding
Source: RefSeq, a predicted model, not a curated record
AUGGCUUUGUUGGAAUUGGGAAAACAGUUAUUAGAAGCAUCCAAAAGUGGCUCAGCUGAAGAGGUGAGGAUCCUUAUAUUUAACGGAGCACCCUUCACUACAGAUUGGCUUGGGACAUCUUCUUUACAUUACGCUGCUCAGAAUGGUCAGUAUGACACAGUCGAAGUAUUACUAAAAGCCGGUUUAAGUAGAGAUGCAAAAACAAAAGUCGACAGAACACCACUUCAUUAUGCAGCACAAGAAGGACACAGUGACAUAGCUCAACUUCUUCUGUUACAUGGGGCUGAUAUGGAGGCUAAAGACAUGUUGAAAAUGACUCCAUUGCACUGGGCAGUUGAAAGAGGUCACAUUGAAGUUGUUCAAGUCCUGCUGUCCCAUGGAGCUUCCACUUCAGAAUAUAACAAAUUUGACAAAACACCAGUUGAUAUCGCA